Molecule: messenger RNA, 4814 nt
Organism: Chenopodium quinoa (quinoa)
Lineage: Eukaryota; Viridiplantae; Streptophyta; Magnoliopsida; Caryophyllales; Amaranthaceae
Product: NAC domain-containing protein 7-like
Exons: 4
Coding region: 1061-2191 (376 amino acids)
Biological process (GO): regulation of DNA-templated transcription
Molecular function (GO): DNA binding
Source: RefSeq, a predicted model, not a curated record
UUACCAUCAAAGGGGAAAAAUCAGAAAAAGCCAUAGCUGACUUCUUUUUUUACAUCAUCUCCAAUCUUUCUUUCUUUUUAGAAUUUUGUUUUUUUUUUUUUAAAUAAAUUUAAAAAUAGGAGAGUGAGGAAGAGCUUUCUUUGUUUUAAGUAGUGUGAUUGGUCCGUUCCGUUACCUCCAAACUCAUCCCCCGUUUUCCAUUCCAUUCUUUCUCUCUCCUCUCUCAAUCAGUUUGACAGUAACAAGCUUAGAUCAGCAAAGAAGAGAAGAAAGAAAAGCCAAACAAACUUAACAACAACAUUCCUUAUUCUUCAAGUCCACAUCAAUGGCUGGUACACCAUUAUCUAGUCUUUGAGCUAACGAUUCCUAUACACAUACACGAUACACCCCUUUUGUUCAUUAUUCUAUAACUCGACCUUUUAUAUUUCUCUCUUUCUCUCUCCUACAUUAGUUUCCGCCAUGUUUUUCUCACCCAGAAUCCUUUAGACUCCUUCCCCACCAAUCUAGCUUCGGUUCGACAACGAUAGAUAUACCUAUCCCUUCUUGUUAUAUCUUCUUCAUUUCACUUCUGGGUUUCUUCUUCCUUCAUUUGUUCAUUCAUCCAUCCAUCCAUCUUCGUGUUAUCGGGAUCUGGACCGACAUUAUCCCGAUAACAAUCCUCUCAUCCAACAUCUUUGUUAAUUAACUACUUUCAUCAAAAAAAAUAAAAAGGGGUGUUUUUUUUUUUUUUUGGGUUGUUGGUUGAGGCAUUUUGACAAACAUCUGUUGGGCACAAUUACCAAGGAGGAGAAUGUUCCUUCUCCUUUGUCCCUUGUACUCUUCUUUUUGCCUCUACUUUUUGGGGUCUUCAUCUGCAAGCUUUGGUUGGGAUAAAACAUUCCCCCUUUUUGUUUGUUAAAAUUUAAAAAGUCAUCUUUUUUAUUUUUUCUAUAUUUCUAGCUUUGAUUUCAGCAAAGUAGUGCAACAUUUCUUUCACUUCAGAUCUGUGGAUUUCUGGAUUCAUAACCUAAGCCUACUUACUUAUUAGUUAAACAUUUAAAUUGUUAAAGACGAGAAAGACAUGAAUACAUCAACACAAGUCCCCCCUGGAUUUCGCUUCCAUCCAACUGAAGAAGAGCUUGUGGAUUACUAUCUUAGAAGAAAGGUUUGCUCAAGAAGAAUUGAAGUAGAUAUCAUCAAAGAGAUUGAUCUAUAUAAAAUCGAGCCUUGGGAUUUACAAGAAUUAUGCAAAACGGGAGAUGAUGAUCAAAAUGAAUGGUAUUUCUUUAGUCACAAGGAUAAGAAGUAUCCCACUGGAACUCGAACAAAUCGAGCAACUGCAGCAGGGUUUUGGAAGGCAACUGGAAGAGAUAAGGCUAUAUACUGUAAGCAUGACUUGAUAGGCAUGAGGAAGACCUUGGUGUUCUAUAAAGGUCGAGCCCCAAACGGACAAAAAUCGGAUUGGAUCAUGCAUGAGUAUAGACUUGAAACUGAUGAAAAUGGAGCUCCUCAGGAAGAAGGUUGGGCGGUGUGUAGAGUGUUCAAAAAGAGAACACCCACAACAAUGAGAAGAAUGAGCGGGCAUGAAUCACCAUGUUGGUACGAAGAUCAAGUCUCGUUUAUGUCAGACAUGGAUUCACCUCAACAAGCACCACAAUCAAACAACGCGCUCAACUAUGCCUCACACACUUGCAAAAAAGAACUCAAUCAUCAACAUCAUCAUCAUCAUCUACCUUUCCAAAUUCCUCAAGAGCAUCUCAUUCACCUCCCUCUCUUUGAGAACUCCAAGAUGCUCCUAGCCUCACCUCAUGGUACCGGUACCUACAAUAACACCGGCCUAGCCCCUUAUGGUAUAGACAUGAGCCUUCACUCGAAUAAUGCUACUAUGCAACAAAUUGAUAACAACAAUCAUAAUGCAACAAUAUUAUUAGGAAACAACAACAACAACAAUAAUAAUAAUGGUCAAGAUGUUUUGGAUCAAGUGACUGAUUGGAGGGUUCUAGACAAGUUUGUUGCAUCACAACUUAGCCACGAAGAUGUUGCAAAGGGACAUGAUAAUGAUAACAACAACAACAAUUAUUCGUCGAGUAAUGUUGCAUCAGGGAUAUUCCCUUCUGCUCCGAUAUCAGACCACUCGAAUAAGGAAGAUUCAUUAACGGAUAAGACCUCUACACUAACCUCAAGCAGUCAAAUCGACGUUUGGAAAUCAUGAAGGACAUGAAUACAGGUUAUAGAAGAUCAAGAGUGAAGUAUAAAGGGACAGGAAGAUUAUUAGGGCUCAGUUUGUACAUAACAAAACUAAUCAAAAUACGAGUUUUGGGCUGAGCUUCUAUGGCUAGCUUUUCCCAUUCACACAUGAUAUAUGGCGGACUAUAUGAAAUACUAUAUGCAUCCGCUAUGCGCGAUGUUUACACUGAUCAAACAAGUCUCAAAAUGUAUGUGUAAACCUUGAGAUUAUUUUUAAUAUGAAUUUUAAUGAUGUUGUAUAAACUUUAUGAAAUUAAUGUUUUAUAUCCACAAGUCAUUCUUGUGUGUUUUUAUAUAUAAAUUGACAUAUUCUUUUAGGUUCGUUCUUCUUCAAUUUUGGGAAACUAACUAUAAACGUUGAUGAUGUACCUAGGCUUUUAAUUAAACUUACACAUCUAAAAUGACAAUGAUUCAUAAAUAAUUUUCUUAAUUAAUUUAGAAAUUACCGCUUCUAGAAAAAAAAAAAAAAAAAAAAAAAAAAAAAAAAAAAAAAAAACUUUAAAUUAAAUCAUGCUAUUUGUUGAGCUUUAAUAAGAGACAUUAUGAAGUGGUAAGUGAAGAUGAGAGAAGAUUCGUCGUAAACAAUCUAAGAAGUAAAAGAUGAACAAAGAAAACAAGAAUGUGUGUCUUUAGCCUUGAUUUUGCAUACAGUUGGUUGAUUAUGAUGAUUUCUAGGAAAGCAAAGCUUAAAGUAGAGUAAAGCUUUUAACAAAGCAAUCAAUUAGUCUCGAUUAAGAAGCAUACAAUACUUUGUAAUUAAGCCAUGUUUGAAUAAAAAUCCUUACAUCAAGUACGGAUAUCCAAUACUCGUACCACUUUUUCUUUUUUAAUUAAAGGAAUUCGUUUCAAAUGAUGUGGCUAAAAGAAUCGCAAAGAUGUGAAGUAUAUUUAAAAGCAAAAUUAGGAAUUUUUUUUUUUUUUUUUUUGACAACAAAAAUCCUUGUACGUAGUAUUUUGCAUACAAUACUUUUUUUUAAAAUAAAUCAAUAGGCUGAAAGUUUUUGAUUUGUGAACAUAUAAAUAGUAAGAAUAAAGUUUUGAAAAUGAACUUAAUUAAAUUAGAAUAAUACAAUCAUUAUAAACCCUAUAAAAUUAUUUUAACUUUUUUGCUCAUAUAAAAAAUAAAAAUAAAUAGAGAAUUCACGUUGGAAGAAAAGGAUUUGCAUUUCAAGUUGUAGUAAUAAACUAGUAAUUACAUUAAAUAAAUUCUCCCUAACUUCCUAGGUGGGUAAAUAUUGAAAAAAAUGGCCAUCAAAAUAACUAAAUUCCUUCUUAAAAAAAACAAUAAAAUAAAAUAACUAAUUAAACCUAAUAACCUAUAGUAUAUGUUUAGAAAAAAUUAUUUUUAUUAAAUAAAAAGACUGGAAAAUCUACAACAUGCAUGCAAUAAACAUAUAUUGAAGUAAGACGUGCAUGCAGCUUCAUAGCAAAGCAAGCAAUACCAGGAAUUUCUAGAGCAUGAAGCAAGCUGCACAAUUGUACCACUAUAUAACUGUAUGCACUAAAACCCUACAACUAUAGUAUGUAUGAUUAAUUACAAGGCUAAGCUAAUGAAAAUAUAAAGUUAAUGACUUUGAUUGACAUGUUUACUAAACAUAUCACAAGGGUAUUUGAGAAAUGUAUGAAGGAGUAUAUAAAUUGAAUAAUAUUGAUCAAGGAAUAAUAGGGAGAAAUUUGAAUAUGACGGAUAUAUAUAUGUAACUAUUCCCACACCACCGCGACUAUACAUACACUUAGACACAAACCCGAGCUGAGGAAGUAAGCUCAUUGUAGGAGCAUUCAUUAUCGAUUGAGAAGACACCUUAUAUUAUCAUCUCUCUUGUGCAUCCAAACUCCUACAUAUAUACAUUUGCAAUCUAGGAAUGAAAGAGAGAAAGAGCCAAUAAAGAGUAAGCUAGGAAUUGAAGAAGAGUGUGAACUAGCUAGGUUUAGAUGGAUAUGGUGGAGAAAAGAAGACAAGUUAUCUAUAUAAAGAAUAACAUAAAAUAUGAUCUUAUAAUAGUGAAAAGAAACAAAAAUAAGGGAGUAGUGACAUACUUAUUAUGCAUGCUCUUAAAAUCCAGCAUGCUCUUCUUCAAGACAUGAUUAGUACGUGGAAUCCAAGAAGUUUGCGCCCCUAAAGUAGUUCCUAAAAUUUCUAUAAAGUCCUUUGUCAUGGACCCUUCUAAUUACUUUUUUAAUUCAUUUUUUUAAAAAUAUAUAUUUUUUUUGCAUUAGUUUAAGGUACUAUUAUUUAAUUUAUAUUAAUAAUAUUUGGUAUUAUUUUAUGUCAAAGGGUGUUUUAUACGCAUGACAAUUCAACGAAGGGGACAUGCACAUGGGUAGUUUUAUUUUUGAGUAAUUAGGGCAUGAAUUUUUUUAUUUUUUAUUUUUUAUUUUUUUUUAAUAUAAAGAGACAAAAUAAAGAUGUUUUGUGUAGCAAGAUAACAUCAUUCUUCAUACUAUGAAACAUUUCCAUGUGAAUGUUAUUAUGCUAAUUAUAACCUUUUUAUCCCUCUAAUUUUCUUACUGUUACUGAUUUUAACCUCUAAUCACGGUUAAUUAUACAUCGAAAUAGCUUAAUUAGCUUUGCAAUGGAAUGGGUGUGU